UUUUUCAGGAUUAAAGUUUCCCGUAAUGCACGGGUCAUUAAACUAGUUCUUAGUCUGAAAAUGACUUUGGCAGGGUCUUUACUCUUUAAUAACCAGAUUAUCAAAGACGCGUUUCACUUUCACCUAUCAUAGUGGUGAUUUCAUUUUUGAAGUACUUGAGAUGAAUCUCUUGUAACUUUGUUCUUUAUCAAUCAAUCAGUAUUGCCAUAUUCUGUUUCUGGUGAUCAACCACAAGAAGAGAUCAACACAAGAGUCCUUGAAGACUUCUGAGUAACUUGGGAAAGCAAAUUGAGAAAGGGAGAAAAUUUGGAGUAAUACAACAUCACCUUGCACUUGCUGCCAUAUCUGUGCUUGUGAGCUUUAUAAUGGGUCAUCAGGGACAUGUUCUGACGACGAAACCAGAACAUCUUAGGAGGAAACUGGAGACAAAAGUUGAGCAAGUACAAGAACAAGUAAAGAACACAGUUCAAGUUGAUAGAACUGAAGGCGGUUGUUUUAUGCAGCUUGACUUUGAAUCAAGAGAAAGCACUUUCAAUGGAAUCUUGGAAGCCUUACAAGAUGAUAGCAUCUCCAGUGUGGCAGUGUACGGCAUGGGUGGAGUAGGAAAGACAACCUUAGCAAGGCAUGUAGGUAAAAGAGUAAAGGAGAUGAACAUGUUUGACCUUGUUCUACCUGUUCAUGUGACAACAGCUGAAAAUGUCAAGAGGAUUCAAGGUGACAUAGCUGCCGGGUUAGGACUUCGAUUGGGAGAGGAAUCCGAUCUAGCUGAAAGACAGAGACAACUAUCACUUAGAUUAAGAAAUGAAGAACAUGUACUCAUAAUUUUGGAUGACUUAUGGUAUAAGCUUGAUCUGAAAAAGAUUGGGAUUUUAAACAAUCACUGUAAAGUUCUCUUAACUACGAGAAGUCAACAAGUUGCAUAUUUGAUGGGAUGUCAACGCAGCUUUCAUCUAUUUCUUUUAACUUUGGAAGAAAAUUGGGAUUUGUUCAAGAGGUGCGCAGGCAUCCAUGAUGAUCGGUUCGAGCCGGACUUACUUGCUAUAGCAAAGGAAGUUUCAGCACACUGUGAAGGAUUACCACUUACCAUUUCAAUAUUGGGGUCAGCUCUAAGAGCAAGAACCGUUGACCUGUGGAAACAAGUCUUAAAAGAUUUAAUGAGUUCAAGAGGGAAGGGUUUGAAUUGGGAAGAUGAUAGUACUAAUUUUAUAAUCCAGAUAAUAGUGGUGAUCUAUAAUAUUAUACUUGCAAGCAAAGAAGCUAAAAUCAUAUUCUUAAUAUGUGGUAUGUAUCCAGAAGAUCAUGAAAUUCUCAUUGAAGAUCUGUUCCAACAAGUAAUUAGACUAAGGUUGUGCAGCAAAACUGAUGUGAUUGCAACCAUCACUAGCCUCAAGGACUCUAGCUUGUUGAUGCCUUCCAUUACAAGUAAAGACCAUGUGCUAAUGCAUGAUUUGGUCCGUUAUGCUGCUAGGAAGAUAAUCUUUAAAGAGAAACCUACCAACAGGGACAAUAUCAGUGAGUAUAUGAAUGCGCUUUAUAAUGAGGAACAUUUUCAAUGGCAAGAGGCAUUACAUCGACUUCUUUGUCGGUUGUUUGGUGCAACUGAGUAUCCAGAAUCUUCUUCUUCAACAAGUUCGGAGCUCCAAGUUGCACAGUCCUACUCCUCUACAAUUCCUAGGCCAUCAGGGAAGAUGGUGGAUUUUUAUGGAUUGUGUCAGGUUGACAAAUCAUUUCUGCCACUGCUCAAAGAAGCAUGCACCAAGAAUCCAAAUCUGAUAGAAAGCCAGAGAAAACACUCUGAAAUGUUAAGGCAGAGUGCUUUUGAUAGCUUAGGAAGGUUGUUGUUUCUGUUGCAUAAUGUUAGGAUUAGAGAUUGGAUAAACCAUAAACAAGAACUGCAGAUGUAUUGGGAGCAGGCAAAGCUCAUGAAGUUCGAUUUGGAAUGGUUGAGUCCUGCUAUGGAACGAGUCCUAUCUUCGGCCGAUCUUGCAAGGAUCGAAGCAUUGCGUGAGGAAGAGAAGUAUUGGAACGAAGAAGCUUCUAAGCUAAGAGAGAAACUCAAGAUUGUGGAGAAUAAAGCUGCAGUCAUUAGAACUGAGAUUGUCCUCACAGAGUCUAAGUUGGAUGGUUUUGCAAUUGGUUAUGGUUCGGAGGCUGGGGUUGUUUCCAAAGUCAGUCCUUGGAGGAAAAUUUUUCUAUUUAGAUAAUAAAAUUCUUGAGAUCUUAAUGAAUAUAGCUAGUGUAUUACUUAUUAUUCAAGUUAUGGCAUGUUGAUUUGUACUUCUUGUUAUUCACUUUUACUAGUUCUUCU
This is a messenger RNA of Arachis duranensis, 2308 nucleotides long. RefSeq names its product disease resistance protein RFL1-like. The transcript is spliced from 2 exons. NCBI's taxonomy places the organism in Eukaryota, Viridiplantae, Streptophyta, Magnoliopsida, Fabales, Fabaceae. The coding region runs from base 366 to 2204 and encodes 612 amino acids. Gene Ontology annotation, molecular function: ADP binding. The record is from RefSeq and is a predicted model, not a curated record.